Tigriopus californicus is the source of this 643-nucleotide messenger RNA. RefSeq names its product vacuolar protein-sorting-associated protein 25-like (gene Vps25). Gene Ontology annotation, cellular component: ESCRT II complex. The record is from RefSeq and is a predicted model, not a curated record. Gene Ontology annotation, biological process: protein transport to vacuole involved in ubiquitin-dependent protein catabolic process via the multivesicular body sorting pathway. Lineage: Eukaryota; Metazoa; Arthropoda; Copepoda; Harpacticoida; Harpacticidae. The coding region runs from base 119 to 643 and encodes 174 amino acids. The transcript has a single exon. Gene Ontology annotation, molecular function: structural molecule activity; protein homodimerization activity.
UGAUAGGACCUCCUCAACAGCUGAGCAGCCAGCUCCCCAAUCGUCCCCUAAUCCCGAUUGGCUGGCUCGACCUUUUGGCACGCCCAGCCCUUGGGCCUUGAUCUUCUCCGGGCGUGUCAUGACGGAGGAAUUUCCCUGGCAACACGCCUUCCCGCCCUUCUUCACCCUCCAACCCCAUGAGCAGACCCGGGUCAAGCAACUCGAGGCGUGGCGAUCCAUGAUCCUGGACUACUGCCAAUCCCACCAAAUAACUCAGUUCGACGUUCAAGAAAUCGGGCAAUCCGCCCUAUUCCACAACAAGACCAUCCAACGACGAUUGUCCCCGGAAGACCUGCUGGUGGUCUUGGAAGAUCUCCGCUCCCACGGCCAUUUGGAGUGGGACGGACCGGCCAAAAGCCGACGUAAAGCCCACAUCUAUUGGCGACGCCCCGAGGAAUGGGGCUCGCUCAUCUAUAACUGGGCUCAAGCUCACGGAAUGACCAACACCGUGUGCACCUUGUUCGAGAUCACGCAGGGCGACGACGCCCAGGAUCAAGCUUUCCAGGGAUUGGAUCAGGACCUGCUGAUCAAAGCGCUCAAGUGCCUCGAGCUGGAAAGCAAGGCCGAGCUGUUUCCCGAUCAGGAGGGCGUCAAGUUCUUCUAG